Messenger RNA from Oryza brachyantha (malo sina), 354 nucleotides. Its product is annotated as proteasome subunit alpha type-1-like. The record is from RefSeq and is a predicted model, not a curated record. The transcript has 2 exons. Gene Ontology annotation, cellular component: proteasome core complex; proteasome core complex, alpha-subunit complex. Bases 1 to 354 code for a protein of 117 amino acids. Lineage: Eukaryota; Viridiplantae; Streptophyta; Magnoliopsida; Poales; Poaceae.
AUGAAAGAUUGUCACAAGGCAGCAGCAAUCAACAGCUUUCAGACACGCGGCCUGCACUGCCGGAACCGGGCUUUACCUCCCCCGCCAAGCAAAAAGUCAAGACCGCCCCCGAGCUCCGAGCUCUCCUCCCACCAGCGCAAGGUAUUCCGCGUCGCCGACCACGCCGGGGUCGCGCUCGCCGGCCUCACCGCCGACGGCCGCGUCCUGUCCUGGUCCCUCCGCUCCGAGGGCAUCAACUACGCGUUCGUCUACGACGCGCCCCUCCCCGUCUCCAGGUUCGCGCUCCGCCUCGCGGACAAGGCGCAGGUCCGUCUCGGUGCCCAUCUCCCCCCUCCCUUUCCUCUCCCUACUUGA